AAUAAAUCCUUCGAUGGCUGUUUUACUAAUCGUCUUUUGUGCACUGGUGAUCUACGUGCUGUACAAACUUUGGAUGAGGCCUCGGAAUUUCCCACCAGGUCCUAGAGGAGUGCCUAUUUUGGGGUAUGCUCCCCUGAUGGGAAAAAAGGAGCCCCUCUUUAAACUGAUUCUAAAUCUGUCGAAAAAAUAUGGCGCAGUGACCGGUUUCUACUGGGGGCCAACCCAACCAUUUAUUUGUGUCGUUGGACCGCAAGCUGUGAAGGAAGCGCUGCAAAAUAAGGAUCUUGAUGGUAGACCUAGCGGUGCAAUUCUAUUGAGCAGAACGUUUGGAAAGAAGCUAGGUUUAAUGUUUGUUGAAGGCGAUUUCUGGCAAGAGCAGAGGAGAUUCGUUCUCCGUCAUUUGCGUGAUUUGGGCUUUGGAAAGACAUCCAUAGAGAAUCAGAUGAUGGACGAAAUUAACGAUUUGAUAGUGGACAUCGCCGCAGCGGCGGGAUCUAAUCCCGACAAUAUUGUAGACUUCAAAAGCAUGUUUGCAGUGUCCGUCAUUAACAUUCUAUGGGCGAUCCUUGGAGGCCAAAGAUUCCGUCGUGACGAUGAAAAGUUUAAAAAACUGUUGGCCAAUGUGGAACAAUUUCUACGGGGCGGAAACGCCCUGACAGCCAACAUUCCCGUUCCUGUUUUCCUCGUUCGUUCAUUCCCUUCUAUACCGAGGCUACUUGGUACCAAUACGCAAUUAUUCAUUCCUCUGCAAAAAUUCAUCAAGGAAACGAUACAACAACAUCUUUCCACAAGAUCCAAAGGAGAUCCUGCUCGCGAUUUCAUCGAUGUCUACCUCGACGAAAUAAAGGCCCAAUUGGAAAAGAAUACAUCCACCAGCUUCAGCAAAAAGCAGCUCAUUGCUAUAAUCCAAGACCUGUUCGGCGCAGGAUCAGACACCUCUUCAAGUUCCAUCGGAUUCGUCAUUCUUUACCUGAUUCACUACCCAAAGAUCCAGCAGAAAAUGUGGGAGGAAUUAGAUUAUGUUUGCGGACAUGCUCUUCCGUCCUUUGCUCACCGAUCGAGGUUGCCGUACACAGAAGCUGUUCUGAUGGAAGUCAUCAGAGUAUCUAGCGUAGCUCCGUUGGCUGUCCCUCAUUGCGCUGUGAGGGAAACAGAACUCCAAGGUUUCACCAUUCCCCAGGGAAGCAUUAUUGCUGUCAGUCUCAACUCGUUGAUGAUAGAUAAAAGCAUAUGGGGAGAUCCAGAACACUUCCGACCUGAACGUCAUUUAGAUCAAGAAGGGAAGACAUUUCUAAAUGCUUAUGAUUUCAUCGUCAUCGGUGCUGGAUCGUCUGGAUCGGUUGUGGCCAACCGGCUAACUGAGAUGUCCGAAUGGAAAGUCCUCUUAUUGGAAGCAGGGGGAGACGAAACAAUCAUCUCAGACAUUCCAGGUGUUGUUCAUCAUCUCCAACGGACCAAUAUUGAUUGGAGUUACAAAACAGUGCCACAAACAGGAUCGUGUCUUGCAUUUAAAGACAACAGGUGCAUAUGGCCUCGUGGAAAGGUAUUGGGGGGCACAUCUGUCCUUAAUUACAUGGUGUAUGCUAGAGGAAACAAAAAAGACUACGACCAAUGGGAAGCCGAUGGCAAUACGGGAUGGUCUUAUGAAGACGUCUUACCUUAUUUUAUCAAAUCUGAAGAUAACAGGAACCCGUAUAUUGCAGCCAACAAGAAAUAUCAUGGAACAGGUGGUUAUUUAACUGUGCAGGAGCCGGCGUACAAGACACCUUUGCUCACUGCUUUCCUCCAGGCUGGAGUAGAAAUGGGCUAUGAAAAUUUGGAUUGCAAUGCAGAAAAACAGACAGGUUUCAUGGUGGCUCAGGCCACUAAUCGGAGAGGAGCGCGAUGCUCCACAGCCAAAGCGUUUCUGAGGCCGAUUCGUAAGCGAUCCAAUCUUUACAUAUCGAUGCGCUCUAUGGUUCAUAAGAUUAUCAUCGAUUCAUCAACGAAACAAGCUACAGCUGUUCGAUUCGAGAAAGACGGGCAACUAUACGAAGUCAAAGCCAAUAAAGAAAUCAUCGUUUCAGCUGGAACGGUCAACAGUCCUCAAUUGUUAAUGUUGAGCGGAAUCGGCCCGAAAGAUCAUCUGAACACACUGGGCAUUCCGCUGAUGGCAGACCUGUCGGUGGGUGAUAACCUGCAAGAUCACAUCGCCCUAGGAGGAAUGGUUUUCCAAAUGAACAAGCCUUAUGGUGUAGUGGAAGCUCGUUAUUACAGCCUUCCCUCUCUGUUAAACUACACUGUGCACGGAGCAGGUCCUCUAACAUCAUUGGGUGGGACCGAGGGUGUGGCCUGGGUCAACACCAAACAUGCACCAGCGGGAGACUGGCCUGAUAUCCAAUAUCACUUCGUUUCAGCCACGCCAGCUUCUGAAAGUGGCCUGUUCUUCCGCUACAAUACAAACAUGAAGGACAAUGUUUGGAAUGAUUAUUACAAACCCCUUCUAAACACAGACAUGUGGCAGUUGAUUCCCACUUUACUUCGUCCGAAAUCACGAGGAACCAUCCGGCUAGCUUCAAAGGAUCCGCACGCUGUUCCAGUGAUCGACCCUCAAUAUUUUAGCGACAAUGAAGACCUUGAUGUUCUUAUCGAAGGAACGAAGAUCGCUUUAGCUUUGAGUAAAACGGAAGCAUUUCAAUCGUUGGGCACGAAGUUUUACGACAAGAUUUUCCCCGGAUGCGAAGCCUACACUCCGUGGACGGAUGCUUAUUGGGGCUGUUUCAUCCGUCAUUAUUCACAAACCAUUUACCAUCCGGCUGGUACUUGCAAAAUGGGGCCUGUCGGUGACAUCACGGCCGUCGUCGAUCCUCAGUUGAAGGUUCAGGGAAUUAAAGGACUACGGGUGGUUGACUGCUCCAUCAUGCCCAACGUCGUAUCCGGCAACACGAACGUGCCAGCGAUUAUGAUUGGAGAGAAAGCUUCAGACAUGAUUAAAGAGGUAUGGCUGCGACGCAAGACGGACGAGGAAUUACGCCGCAAUUCGAACGUGAUAUAGAUGAUCGUAGGAAG
Daphnia carinata is the source of this 3048-nucleotide messenger RNA. RefSeq names its product glucose dehydrogenase [FAD, quinone]-like. Gene Ontology annotation, molecular function: heme binding; flavin adenine dinucleotide binding; oxidoreductase activity, acting on CH-OH group of donors. Lineage: Eukaryota; Metazoa; Arthropoda; Branchiopoda; Diplostraca; Daphniidae. The transcript has 13 exons. The record is from RefSeq and is a predicted model, not a curated record. The coding region runs from base 14 to 3034 and encodes 1006 amino acids.